ACAUUACUUCAGUGGGUACAUGUUUUUCCUUAUCGCCUGAUACUGCCCGGGUGUUGUGUGUCACUCGGUUUCCCAAGUUCGGUUCGUGUUUUCCAGAAAUCCAGUUUUUCUUUUCCAUCGACCGGAGGUUCCCUUGCUAGGAGUGCAAACUGCUGGAAGAUGGCGGUUGGGAUGCUGUCUGAAACUGGAGCGCAGUGGUGGAUCUAGUAAGCUAGGUAGCUAGCUGGCGCUAACUGGAUACAGUACGCAACGGAAUUAUGUUUUGUUUUGAUAUCUACAAUUAUCGGAGAUGGACGUUGGAUUUUCUAUAAGGAACUCACACCCGUUAAAUAGCCGGAAUCUGGAGCACUCUUUCCAGUGGGGUUUUUAAGACGUUAGCUGGCUAUCAUUUUCCCGAACCAAUCCCAUACCGCUAGCUUGCACGCUAGCUAGUAUUAUCUGCAUAGUCGUGUAGGAAGAAAGUGGAUGAAAAUGUCGGAUAGUAAAGUAAAAGUUGCAGUUCGAGUCCGGCCGAUGAACCGGAGAGAAUUGGAACUGAAUACUAAGUGUGUUGUGGAAAUGGAGGAAAAUCAAACUGUCCUGCACCCACCGCCUUCAAACACAAAAGGGGAAAACAGAAAACAGACCAAGGUGUUUGCCUUCGACCACUGCUUCUGGUCCAUGGAUGAGUCCAACCACACAAAGUAUGCCGGCCAGGAAGUAGUGUUCAAGUGCCUUGGAGUGGGGAUCCUGGAGAAUGCGUUUCAAGGAUACAAUGCCUGCAUCUUCGCCUACGGACAGACGGGUUCUGGGAAGUCCUUCUCCAUGAUGGGGAACGUGGAGCAGCCAGGCCUCAUCCCCCGGCUCUGCUGCUCCCUGUUUGAGAGGGUCUCCAAGGAGGGCAACGAGGCGCACUCCUUCAAGGUGGAGGUGUCCUACAUGGAGAUCUACAACGAGAAGGUCCGAGAUCUGCUGGACCCCAAAGGGAACCGUCAGUCUCUGAAGGUCCGGGAGCACAAGGUCCUGGGCCCGUAUGUGGACGGGUUAUCCCAGCUGGCUGUCACUAACUUCGAGGACAUCGAGUCGUUAAUGUCAGAAGGGAACAAAUCUCGAACGGUCGCCGCCACCAACAUGAAUGAGGAGAGCAGCCGCUCCCACGCCGUCUUCAGCAUCAUCAUCACCCAGACCCUGUACGACCUGCAGUCUGGGAACUCGGGGGAGAAGGUCAGCAAAGUGAGCCUUGUGGACCUGGCGGGCAGCGAGCGCGUGUCCAAGACGGGCGCGGCGGGCGAGAGGCUGAAAGAGGGCAGCAACAUCAACAAGUCCCUGACCACCCUGGGCUGUGUCAUCUCUGCCCUAGCUGAUCAGUCUGCUGGGAAAGGGAAGACCAAGUUUGUGCCUUACAGAGACUCUGUCCUCACCUGGCUACUCAAGGAUAACCUUGGGGGCAACAGCAAGACGGCUAUGAUUGCCACUAUCAGCCCAGCUGCGGAUAACUAUGAAGAGACCCUGUCGACACUGCGCUACGCCGACCGAGCGAAGAGGAUCGUCAACCACGCCGUGGUCAACGAGGACCCCAACGCCCGGAUCAUCCGCGAGCUUCGGGAGGAGGUGGAGAAGCUGAGGGAGCAGCUGUCCCAGGCGGAGUCGAUGAAAGCCCCUGAACUUCAGGAAAAGCUGCAGGAGUCCGAGAAGCUCAUCCUGGAGAUGACGGUCACCUGGGAGGAGAAGCUGAGGAAGACGGAGGAGAUUGCACAGGAGCGUCAGAAACAGUUGGAGAGUAUGGGCAUCUCCUUGGAGUCUUCAGGGAUCAAGGUUGGAGAGGACAAGUGCUUCCUUGUGAACUUGAAUGCUGACCCCGCCCUCAAUGAGCUGCUGGUCUACUAUCUGAAGGACCACUCGCGUGUGGGAGCUGACACAUCUCAGGACAUCCAGCUGUUUGGGAUCGGGAUCCAGCCAGAACACUGCUUACUUGACAUCAGCCAGGACGGGGAUGUCACUCUGUCCCCCAUAGAGAACGCCAGAACCUGUGUGAAUGGCACCAUCAUCCACUCCAUGGUCCACCUCUGGCAUGGUGACCGCAUCUUGUGGGGCAAUAACCAUUUUUUCAGAAUCAACCUGCCCAAGCGGAAAAGGCGGGACCGUUUGAAGGAGAUGGACAGGGAGUCUCCAAGGGAGAGCUUUGUGGAGCCGGACGUGGAGACGGCCAGCGAGGCCUCGUCCGAGCAGGACUACAGCUACGAGUUCGCCCAGAUGGAGGUCAUGAUGAAGACUCUGGGGAGCAACGACCCCAUGCAGAACGUGGUGCAGGUUCUGGAGAAGCAGUACCUGGAGGAGAAGCGCACUGCACUGGAGGAGCAGCGCAUGAUGUACGAGCGCGAGCUGGAGUCGCUGCGGCAACAGCUGUCCCCUGAAAGGCCCCACCCCCAUCACCGCUGCAGCGCCGACCGCCUGUCAUUCUCCUCACACCCCGCCCACAGCAUGCUCCGCCUCUGGAGUGAGGAGCGGGACGAGCUGUUUCGCCAGAGCUUGUCUCGGCUCAGGGAGCAGGUGGUCAAGGCCAACACUCUGGUGCGGGAGGCCAAUUUCCUGGCGGAGGAGAUGAGCAAGCUGACGGACUACCAGGUCACCUUGCAGAUCCCCGCUGCCAACCUCAGCGCCAACCGCAAGCGAGGAGCCAUCGUGAGUGAGCCGGCCAUCCAGGUGCGUAGAAAAGGAAAGGGGACGCAGGUCUGGACCAUCGAGAAGCUGGAGAACAAGCUGGUGGACAUGAGAGAACAUUACCAGGACUGGAAGGAAGGAACUGAGGAGAUGAACAACAAGCUGAACAACAAACGUGGCGAUCCGUUCUACGAGGCACAGGAGAACCACAACCUCAUCGGAGUGGCCAAUGUCUUCCUGGAGUGCCUCUUCCAUGAUGUCAAGUUGCAGUAUGCAGUUCCCAUCAUCAGCCAGCAGGGGGAGGUGGCAGGCCGGCUGCAUGUGGAGCUGAUGCGGGUCAGUGGAGCUGUGCCCGAGCGUCUGGCUGGGGGGGAUGACUCCUCAGAGAACUCAAGUGAAAGUAGCAGCUAUGAGGUCAUGGACGCCAAUGGGGAGAUAGUCCACAUGGCCAAGAAACUCACCUGCAGGGUGCGGAUCAGAGAAGCUACCGGGCUGCCUCUGAACCUGUCCAACUUUGUGUUCUGUCAAUACACCUUCUGGGAGCAGGCGGAGCCCACGGUGGCCCCGCCCAUGGUCAGCCCAGACACGCCCUCCCCUCACACCCCCGACUCACAGUUCACCGUCAGGUUCGAUCACUGCAAGGACUACGUGGUCCACGUGACGGAGGAGUUUUUGGAGUUUAUCUCCGAAGGGGCUCUGGCCAUAGAGGUGUGGGGUCACCGCUGUGCUGGAAACGGGCGCUCACUGUGGGAGCUCGACGCUCUGCAGGCCAAGAGUCGCACGUUCCGAGACCGGUGGAGUGAGGUGUCUCGGCGGAUCGAGUUGUGGGUCUCCAUCCAGGAGCUGAAUGAGCAGGGGGAGUACUCUGCUGUGGAGCUGCAGGCCAACAGGGACAUCAGCACUGGGGGGGUCUUCCAGCUCCGGCAGGGUCACUCUCGGCGGCUGCAGGUUUGUGUGAAGCCGGUCCAGCAGUCUGGCACUCUGCCCCUGCUGGUGGAGGCUGUGCUGUCAGUGUCCAUUGGCUGUGUGUCAGCCCGAUCUACUAAGCUACAGAGACCACUGGACAGCUACCAGAGGGAGGAGGAUGACGAUAUGGAUAGUUAUCAGGAGGAGGACCUGAACUGCGUGCGUGACCGCUGGUCUGAUGCCUUGGUCAAACGCAGGGAGUACCUGGAUGAGCAGAUCAAGAAGAUCAUCAACAAACAAGAGAAGUCGGAGGAGGAUGUGGAGCGUGAGGCGCGGUUGGUGGAGCAGUGGGUGGGGCUGACGGAGGAGAGGAACGCAGUGCUGGUGCCGGCGCCUGGCAGCUGCAUCCCUGGUGCCCCUGCACACUGGGUGCCCUCUGCAGGAAUGGAGGUUCACAUCCCUGUCCUCUUCCUGGAUCUCAAUGCGGACAACCUGACGGUCAGUGAUCAGAUGACUGGGCCGCACGCUGCUGGAGUGAACUCCAUCCUGCCCAAAGAGCACGGCAGCCAGUUCUUCUACCUGCCUAUCAUCCGACACAGUGACGAAGAGGUGCUGGCCGUGUGCUCCUGGGACUCCUCCAUCCAUGACUCGGUCCACCUGAACCGGGUCACCAGCCCCAACGAGCGCAUCUACCUGAUCAUCAAGGUGACAGUCCAGCUCAGCCACCCGGCCUCUAUGGAGCUGGUGCUUCGCAAGAGGAUUGCGGUCAACAUCUACAACAAGCAGAGUUUCACCCAGAGUCUGAAGAGACGGAUGUCAAUGAAGAAUUUGCUCUACUCCUGUGGAGUCACAUACGAGAUUGUGUCCAACAUACCAAAGGCGUCAGAGGAGCCCGAGGAGCGGGAGACCCUGGCGCUCAUGGCUGCGCGGGGAGAGAGUGAACGGUCCCAGGACGGAGAGACGUACAUCGAAAAAUACACCAGAGGGGUGCUGGAGGUGGAGAACAUCCUGAGUCUUGAGAGACUGCGGCAGGCGGUAACGGUGAAGGAAGCUCUCUCUGCCAAAGGAAGACACAUCCGGAGGAGCAUCAGCACGCCCAACGUUCAGCAUGUGUCAUGCAGUAAAACGGACUUAACAGGGUGUGAAGAUGAAGAUUUCAAGGGGCAUUCUGAGAGUCAGCCAGACAUCGCCAACUGCAGUUUACAAGAUGGCGCACUGUGCUCCACCCUCCCCAGGGACUCACCCCUCAAGAGCAAGGAGUAUCCUGGCUUGGUCCCAGAGAGCCCCACGUUCUUCAACUCCAGCCCCUUCAAGGCCCUGUCCCCCCAGCCGCCCAAGUUCCUCAAGGCCCUGAUGCCGGUGAAGGAGGAGCACAAGUGCCGGCGAUCGCUGGAGGCCCGACCGCUCCUGGGGCAAGAGCAGAGCAUGCGCCCGUUUGCGGAACGCAAUGCGCUGGCCCCUCACUGCCCCUGGCGACGCCCGCGGGCGGGAAGUGAGGGCCACAGCGGCAGCGGCGGCGGGCAGCUCAGUCUAGGCUCAGAGCUCAGACACACACACCGACACACGCCCGACUCUGAGGAAGAAGAGCCUGAGGCGGGCACUCCACCGAGGCAGCCGAGCAUGCUGGGAUUUGGCCUGGACUCACAGGAGUUCCCAAAUCUCCAGCCUUACGUUCCAGAGGACUUUGCCAAUUUCGAGGUGUACAACGCCACCCUGGAGGGGCGGGAGAGCGGCCCGUGUGGAAGGGCGGAGCUGGCUGUGGCCGGAACUGUAGCCGGGGGGCGGGUCUUUGAGAAGGAGGUGUCCCGGAGCCCCACGGCCAGCAGCUGCACCAGCGGCUACUUCUCCCACAGCGCCUCCAACGCCACGCUCUCAGACGUCAUCUUCACCGGCAGCGACAGCUCGGACCAGCUGAGCGCCUGCAACCGCGACCCCCCCGACCUCCACGAGCUCCCCCCCUCCGCCAGGAGGAGCUCGCUCCAAACCAAAAGUGCCUUAGGGGGGGAGGCCUCGCUCGUACCCCCCAGCCCGUACGAGACCGCCUCGCCGCCUCCCCCUCCGUCGGCCUGCACCCCAAACUGCUCCGACAGUGACGACCCGAAGGACGGACAGUCCAGCCCGCUCCCCAGGGGGUGCGUCCUCAGCAUCAGUCAGGAGUUCACCGACUUCAAGAGUGCUGAGGAUGGGGCUGAGGACGGGGACCUGGGCCACUGUAAGGAAGAGGGGUGGCAGUCUGGGAAAAGGUGCCUUUUCUCAGGCCAUGAGGACCAGGGCGCACCGCACACCUGCCACAUGCACAACGGCAAAGAGCCGGUGCCGCCAAACUCGCAGGAGGCGCAGUGCCAGGGGAACGCCCCGCCCCCCUCCCCGCCGCACUCUCCCCCAGCCGCCCCGGACCAAUCCCCAGCCUCACCUGACCAAUCCCCUGCCUCCGAUCACCCCACGGACUCCUCGAGCGGGGACGAGGGCGCGCCCGUGGCCCAGCUGCCAGACUGGAUGGCCCCCGGGGAGCGGGUGUGGGUGGGGGAGAAGGGCGGGAUGGUGCACUAUGUGGGAGGGGUGGAGUUCGCCGAGGGGAUCUGGGUGGGAGUGCAACUGGAUGUUCCAGCUGGCAAACACAAUGGCACCGUUCAGGGGCGGGUGUACUUCCGCUGUCCAGAUGGCCACGGCGUCUUCGUCAAACCAUCACGUCUCUCCAGAGAGCCCCCUAAAGGACCCCAGCCCCACAGUGCCCCCUCAAGGUCUUCCAGGUCCCAUGAAAAACAGGGCAGGGGUUUCACCCAUGAAAAGGGGAGGAGCAGGGUGGAACAGCAGGCCUCCCGAAACACCUCCCAAGACCACCGGCGAUCCUGGAACAGCUGAGCUCAGAUGGACUUGACCCCACGCUUCUCCAUGUAUUUUGUGUGUCCUGCUUCAUGGUUCUACGCCUACAGGAUACAAGCUUCAACCAUUACCCCCCACCCCCUUUUUUGUCUUAAUAAACCUGAUAAGUGCUUUUUUAAAGCUGGUUAUGUCACUGAAUGUGUUGUAUAUCAAAUUUUCAAACUUUUCUGCCAUAAAAUGUUUUAUUCAGUUUUUUAUAUUUUAUUUCUUUUUUUUAAUGUUAUGUUCCACUUGUGUCCAGCAUCUAGGGAGCUGUGGCUUUCACAACAGCUGUGUUUUUUCAUUUCUGCCACUACUAAUGAAGCUGGUCGCCAUGAAUAUUUAAUCAGAAUCACUAUGUUCUUUCAGAGGAAAGAAUGUACUUCCUGAAAAAACUAUGGUGUGAGACAGAUGAACGCAUGGGGAAAUUUUUUGAUUGAGUAUAUACCACUGCUGUUAACAAGUGAAUAUUUAUGAUGGUGGUUUAAUUCAUUAUCAAUAUUAUGAGUCACCAAAGAACUCAAGUUUCUGCUGUUAAAACUGUCCCAAGUUUGUUAAUACUGUGUGUGGGUGUAUUUGUGUAAGUGUGUGGAAAGCUUCGUGCCAUAUUUCUGUUAAUAAUCAAGGCCAAGCUCGUGUGAACUAUUUAUCACCUGUGUAAAUCAGGAAUUGCAAGCCAGUUAUCGAGUGAAUGCUAUACUCUUCUACCUUGAGAGAUGUGGGUAUGUGUUGACAUCACUGACCAAAUGGUGUUUCUUUGGUACAGAGGGUAACCUGGUGUCCCAGUCGGGUUGAACUACAUUUGCUUGUUCAAGAAGCCUCCUAUGGGUUUGCUAUGCGAUUUGCACAUUGCUGCAGUAACCAGUAUAAUCUUCGGCCUAGCCAUUAUAAUGCCUUACUGCCCUGUUAAUGUGGAGAGACAGGAACACUGUUCUGUGGGUAUAGUGUCUUUCCUGUGACCACAUUACGCUGCCCCAACAAGGACACACAAUCUGCAUAUGACGUAAUGCCUAGGGGCAUUUAUAUAACAACCAACUCACUGGCCUGUGUGUCAGUAUGUCUGAAACAGUGUUACUGCGACUGCAAGUCAUUAUGUGUGCUUGACUGAAUGACUGACUUCUUGUUUUAAAUCUACGGUAAAGGUACUCAUGCAAAUAUAUAGAUAUUAAAUAUAUAUAUAUAUUUUUGGAGGAAUGAAAUUAUGCGUAGUAAGGGGCAAUAUCAAGGAAAUGAGAAAAAUAUGUAUAUAUAAUAGUUUUGUAUACUGAAUGAUAGUGGGUCAUCUGCACUCUGCUUGAAAAAGUAACUUUUAAAGGGAUAACUAUGGUGUAAAGAGCUGUGGAUCUGAUGGGAUGUCAGAGGAGUAAAUGAAUGCUGUAAUUUUGAGUAAAUAAGAGGAAAACCCAGGACCUUACUUUAAAGAAGAGGACAAAGCUGCUCUCCUUCAUGAGGAGUUGUAAAUACAUCCUUAUCUGAACAUAGUGUUUUCCUAUAUUAUAAUGUACAGAAUUGUAAUUUAUAUUGUAUUUCAGCAAAACUGUUUUAAUCAAUGCAAAAGUGUUUUAGAAUACAGAGUUUACAAUCGA
This is a messenger RNA of Anguilla anguilla (European eel), 7994 nucleotides long. It is a transcript of the gene kif13a, whose product is annotated as kinesin family member 13A. Gene Ontology annotation, cellular component: adherens junction. Gene Ontology annotation, biological process: microtubule-based movement; regulation of protein localization. The record is from RefSeq and is a predicted model, not a curated record. Gene Ontology annotation, molecular function: ATP binding; microtubule binding; microtubule motor activity. The transcript is spliced from 40 exons. The coding region runs from base 466 to 6408 and encodes 1980 amino acids. Lineage: Eukaryota; Metazoa; Chordata; Actinopteri; Anguilliformes; Anguillidae.